CGAGCACCCGCUGAACAUCAGCCUGGGAGACGCGGUGCUGUACAUGCCCAGUGCGCCGCUCAGCGGGCCCGUGCUGGCCCUCAUCCUCAACAUCCUCAAAGGGUACAACUUCUCCCGGGCAAGCAUGGAGACCCCUGAGCAGAAGGGCCUGACGUACCACCGCAUCGUAGAGGCUUUCCGGUUUGCCUACGCCAAGAGGACCCUGCUUGGGGACCCCAAGUUUGUGGAUGUGACUGAGGUGGUCCGCAACAUGACCUCCGAGUUCUUCGCUGCCCAGCUCCGGGCCCAGAUCUCUGAUGACACCACUCACCCGAUCUCCUACUACAAGCCCGAGUUCUACACGCCGGAUGACGGGGGCACUGCUCACCUGUCUGUUGUCGCAGAGGACGGCAGUGCUGUGUCCGCCACCAGCACCAUCAACCUCUACUUUGGCUCCAAGGUCCACUCCCCGGUCAGCGGGAUCCUGUUCAAUAAUGAAAUGGAUGACUUCAGCUCUCCCAGCAUCACCAACGAGUUUGGGGUGCCCCCCUCACCUGCCAAUUUCAUCCAGCCAGGGAAGCAGCCGCUCUCGUCCAUGUGCCCGGCGAUCAUGGUGGGCCAGGACGGCCAGGUCCGGAUGGUGGUGGGAGCUGCUGGGGGCACACAGAUCACCACGGCCACUGCACUGGCCAUCAUCUACAACCUCUGGUUCGGCUAUGACGUGAAGCAGGCCGUGGAGGAGCCCCGGCUGCACAACCAGCUUCUGCCCAACAUCAGGACAGUGGAGAGAAAUAUUGACCAGGCAGUGACUGCAGCCCUGGAGACUCGGCACCAUCACACCCAGAUCGCGUCCACCUUCAUCGCUGUGGUGCAAGCCAUCGUCCGCACGGCUGGUGGCUGGGCAGCUGCCUCGGACUCCAGGAAAGGCGGGGAGCCUGCCGGCUACUGAGUGCUGCAGGAGGACAAGGCUGACAAGCAAUCCAGGGUCAAGAUACUCACCAGGACCAGGAAGAGGACUUUGGGGGACGGGCUUUCCCUGUGAGCAGCAGAGCAGCACAAUAAAUGAGGGCACUGUGCCAGGCUCCAGGCGGCCUCCCUGGCCUGGCUCCCCACUC
Nomascus leucogenys (northern white-cheeked gibbon) is the source of this 1094-nucleotide messenger RNA. It is a transcript of the gene GGT2P, whose product is annotated as gamma-glutamyltransferase 2. The record is from RefSeq and is a predicted model, not a curated record. Gene Ontology annotation, molecular function: glutathione gamma-glutamate hydrolase. Bases 44 to 928 code for a protein of 294 amino acids. NCBI's taxonomy places the organism in Eukaryota, Metazoa, Chordata, Mammalia, Primates, Hylobatidae. Gene Ontology annotation, biological process: glutathione catabolic process. The transcript is spliced from 7 exons.